This is a messenger RNA of Charadrius vociferus (killdeer), 492 nucleotides long. It is a transcript of the gene GRPEL2, whose product is annotated as GrpE-like 2, mitochondrial (E. coli). The transcript is spliced from 4 exons. Gene Ontology annotation, biological process: protein folding; protein import into mitochondrial matrix. Gene Ontology annotation, cellular component: PAM complex, Tim23 associated import motor. The record is from RefSeq and is a predicted model, not a curated record. The coding region runs from base 1 to 492 and encodes 163 amino acids. Lineage: Eukaryota; Metazoa; Chordata; Aves; Charadriiformes; Charadriidae. Gene Ontology annotation, molecular function: protein-folding chaperone binding; protein homodimerization activity; adenyl-nucleotide exchange factor activity.
AUGAAAGCACAAGAGCACAAAGCCAUCAAGUUGGAAGAACAAGUCCGGGAUUUAACUGAGCGAUACCGGAAAGCUUUGGCAGAUUCUGAGAAUGUCAGGAGGAGAACGCAGAAGUUUGUGGAAGAUGCUAAGCUCUUUGGGAUCCAGAGUUUCUGCAGGGACCUUGUGGAGGUAGCAGAUAUCUUGGAGAAGACUGCCGAGAGUGCCGCAGAAGUGGAGCCUAGUAAUCCAAGUCCAACCCUGAAGAAAAUCUAUGAAGGCCUCUCUCUCAUAGAGGCCAAAUUGCAAAGUGUAUUUGCCAAACAUGGCCUUCAGAAGAUGAACCCUGUUGGUGGCAAAUAUGACCCAUAUGACCAUGAAAUAGUCUGCCAUGUACCAGCCGAGGGAAUGCAGCCGGGCACGAUAGCACUGGUGACUCAGGAUGGCUAUAAACUCCACGGUCGCACUAUCAGACACGCGCUCGUCGGUGUGGCAGUAGAGUCACAGGAAUGA